UCCAGCAAGAUGUCUUCAGAACAAGGCACUCUGUCCCCCACAUCCUCUGGCUGUGGUGGUUCCCUUGCGCAGGCUAACCCCCUGGACGAUCUCGCUGUUCAAAUGAAUCACCUAGCCUUAAGGCCCCAAGAGCAGCACCAGGACGAGGUCCUUUCCAGUCCUCUUCUGACUGUCCCCCUCAUCGACAGAUCGCCUCCCUCUCAAUUCGGCCUCUUUGGCGCUGCCAUCUCAGAAGAUUCAUCCUGCGUGGCAGAAGCUCGUCUCUUCCACAACGUCACAUGCCCCUCGAGCGUCUUCAUCUGCGGUAGCCAGGGCUCCGGGAAGAGCAAUACGCUCGCGUGCCUCCUUGAGAACUGCCUCAUUCCCAGUCAGCUUGGCAAGUUGCCCUAUCCCCUGACGGGCAUCGUCUUCCAUUACGACAGCUUCGUCUCCGACUCUGGCGGAUUGCCAUGUGAGGCUGCGUUCAUCUCAUCCCACGAGAACGUGUCAGUCAGAGUUCUCUGUUCCCCGACAAACGUCCGGACCAUUCAGAGUAUCUACAGCAGCAUUCCGAAUGUUGAGAUUAAGCCCCUGAAGCUAAGUGAUGACGAUCUAAACACUCGUCGCAUGAACGACCUCAUGGCGGUGGGGGAAAGCGACUCUAAGCCUCUGUAUAUGCAGGUGGUCAACCGUAUCCUGCGAGACAUGCGCUUGGAGCAGCAGAGUACCGGACUCGGCUUCAGCUAUGACAAGUUCAGAAAGUAUUUAGCCUUGGAGGAACUGACUCCAGGCCAGCUGAACCCUCUGAACCAGCGUCUCGAUACCCUUGAAAGCUUCUUUGCCAAGAAGAAGGGCGUACCUGGCCAGCUUAUUGUCGUCGACCUCUCCUGCCCUUGCGUGACAGCGGAGUUGGCCUGCUCGCUCUUCAACAUCUGUCUUUCCCUCUUCCUUGAGCAGAAGUCAUCCAUCGGCCGCGUCGUUGCUCUCGAUGAAGCUCACAAGUACAUGAAGGAGUCUGAGGAAAGCCAGACCUUGACUAACUCCCUCCUUGAGACUAUCCGUCUUCAGCGUCAUCUAGGCGUCCGCGUCCUCAUCUCGACUCAAGAACCUACGGUUUCGACAAAACUCCUCGACCUUUGUUCUAUGACGAUAGUGCAUCGCUUCACCUCUCCUGACUGGCUGCGCACACUGAAAGCCCACCUGGCGGGUAUCUCAUCGAUGUCAGUUAUAGCGGCUGACGAAGAGGAUGAGGUCCAGGCCGUGCAUCCGGUCACUAUUGGAGACGACGACCCGAUGAUGAAGGUAUUCUCUAUGAUUCUUUCGCUGCAUACGGGACAAGCUCUUGUCUUUGCACCGAGUGUGGUGCUUGGCCGGCAGGAAAAGGUGGACGAUGGACAGACUGUGCUUCAGCGACUGGCUCAUCGAGCUCUGCGAGUCAAGAUUCGGUCUCGACUGACCAGGGAUGGAGGAAGAACUGUAAUGGCUUGACCUCUUUCAGGAUGGUGGGAUGACUUCAAGGCUGUUUGGGGAUGUGUUCUUAGGCCGAGCGCGCAUAGUAAG
This is a messenger RNA of Colletotrichum phormii, 1539 nucleotides long. RefSeq lists its product as uncharacterized. Bases 10 to 1467 code for a protein of 485 amino acids. Lineage: Eukaryota; Fungi; Ascomycota; Sordariomycetes; Glomerellales; Glomerellaceae. The record is from RefSeq and is a predicted model, not a curated record. The transcript is spliced from 3 exons.